UGAUUUUUAACGCUCGCAGCGCAAGGUAGUCGCCGCAGUUGCGGUAAUUGUUCGAUUUGUGUCAAAAAGUUACCAAUGUGCAUUCUAUAGAGCGCCACGAAAAGAAUUUAACAAAAAGUAAAUAAAGAAUCGCAAGCAGCCAAACAAAAGCAAAUAAGUUUGUGCGGGCAGCCAAUAAAAUUCUCUCUUUUAACCCUUUUCCCCUGACGCAGAAUUUACCUGUGAAAGUGAAAACGCAAACGAACGAGGCAAGCAAAACAAAACGCGUGUGUGCAAGCAGCAGCAAAAAAAAAAGAAUUAACAAUCAGUGUGCAAGAGAGAGAGAGAGAGAGAGGGCACAACAUAAGAACCCAAAACAUAACGAAAACAAAUAUCGACAACUGCAGCAUCGCAGCAGACAAAAAAAAAGAACAAAAAGAACAAAAAUAGAAGGAAGAACAAGAACAACAACAAGAGUAACUAAACACAGCCGAACGUGUGACCCUGAAGCGCCACUCAUUGAUUAUGUACAACAAUAUGCUCGCGCAGUAUUUGUUUUAAAUCGUUCAUUAUAAUGAAUUCCGCGCGGCAUCAUCGUAUUGGAGUGUUUCUGUCUCCAUAACUGCCACAUAAACAACAACAACAACAACAGCAAAACCAACAAAAAAUCACAACCAACUGCAAAUAAAGUUGAUCUAGUCACAAAAUUAACAAAUACUGAAAAUAACGACAGAAAUUGCGCCGAAACGAAACGCAAGCUCUUAAGAAAUAAGAAAAUCAACUGCUAACACACCUAUUUACUAAGGAGCCACAGGCAUACACUGCUCAAAAACGGAGACAGUUAAGAAGAAAACACUGGCUAAGAAGAUGCCCUACCAUCGCGCCGAUACAUCGGCGCAGGCCGACAAGCUGAGCGGCAUUGUGGAGGAAAGCGAUUUAUACGAGGGAUUCGCGCCGCAUGUGGAAACAUCGGAAAUCAAAACACUCGAUUUUUACUCUCUACCAAAGCAAACUGGCAAAGAGCCGGCGCUGCGCUCGUUCACCGAAAUCCAACAGCUGCUGCAGCAGGGCAAGAAGCGCGAUGUCAAGAGUAUACUCAGGGAGAACUCGUGGCCAAUUAACUCGCCGAUACGCUCCCAAUUGUGGCCAGCACUGUGCGCCCAGCAUUUGACUAAGCAGAACAUGCUCGAUGGCUUCUACUGGGAGAUGGUGCAUCAGGUCUUUGGCACCACGGAACUGUCGGAUAAGCCCAUCAUGCUGCCCGCCUUUGUGGAUGCCACACAUUGCUUGCCGUAUCAUUUGACCAGCACGGGACGCGCUGUUGCCGAUCGCAUCGUGAAUGUUUUGGGCUAUGAUUGUCCCGACAUUACCUACAGUCCAGUAUUGUAUCCGAUUACAUCGUUACUUUUGCAUUUCAUGUCGGAGGAGGAAGCCUAUUUGUGCCUGGCCGGGCUUGUGGGCAGCAAGGAGAAGACAUUCAUAAAUCAAACCAAACUGCAGCAUGAGGUCACCUGGAAGACGGUCAUGCAGAUAGCCAAAAAGCACACAAAAAGUGCCAUUGCGUAUUUCCAACGCAUCUGUCCGAGCCAGAAGCUGGAGCGCGUCUUCAUGGACUGGUGCUGGUGGAUACUAGCUGGUCUACCCUUUCAGCAUUUGGUGCGAAUUAUGGAUUGCUAUUUCCAUGAGGGCAUCAAGGUGCUAUAUCGCGUCGCCCUGGUCAUACUCAAUCUCUUCCACAAGGAAUGCCAGUCGAACAACGAAUGGAGUCCGGAUAAUAUUAAAAACGACAUUGGCAAUGCGCUCAUCAAGUUCUGCAAAAAGAUACCAGUAUCUCCGGCUAAGCUGCUCCAUGCCGCUUUUAGUAUUAGGGGACUCAGUACCCAGUAUAUUUCUAGAAUAUUUAUCAAGACUGAAAUGCUACUAAAAAGCCGAUCCGCAUUCAAUAGCGGUUCGAAGCAAUUAAUUAAAUCGCGUUCAAGUGAUAAUCUGCCCACUAGUCAGUCGCAGGUCAACAUCCAAAUGAUGUCACAUACAUUGACCAUACGUGAGCUGCACUCCGAGAGCUGUCGCAAUUUGGGCGAAAAGUCGCCCGGUCAUAGAGCCAUCGCCAUGGGUGUCUAUCCCAUACACAAUCUGAAAAGUCAAGUCUGUAAGAACGAAGAUCUGUUCACGCUGUGGUCCUGGUUGCCCGUGCGAAUCACCAUGUACCAACCGGUGCUGCUCUACACCACCGAAGAGCACGGCUGCUCCCUGACGACCUUCUAUGUGCGCGUGGAGCAGCACGAGCCCACGCUGCUCAUGAUCAAAACGUGCAAUAAUGAGGUAUUUGGCGCCUAUUGCUCGUCGCGCUGGUUUGAGCGCAAUGUCAAGGAUGACAAGGGCCAGAGGCAGGCCUACUUUGGCACCGGCGAAACCUUCUUGUUCUCCCUGUAUCCCGAGAGAGCCAAGUAUCCCUGGGUGGGCAUCGAAGGUGAUCGCGAUCUGGGUCACAGCUCCGAACUCUUUAUGGCAGCUGAUUCCAAAAUGAUAACAAUUGGCGGCGGUGAGGGCCAAGCUAUUUGGAUGGAUGAGAACAUACGAUUUGGCAAGACGGACAGCUGUAAGACCUUCAACAAUCCGCCGCUAUGUCCGUCGGGUGACUUUGAGAUACGCGUACUGGAGGUCUACGGCUUUGUGGGCAUCUAAAGCCAUAUAGGCCCGAUUGGCCCAUAGACACUCAAAACGAAACCAAAUUGCCCGCCGAUGUUCAAGUGCUCAGCUGAAACCCGCACCUAUGCUCCUCUCAGACCUACUCAUAAACACCUACACACAGUCUAUGCCCACACACACAUAUAUACAGACACACACAAUGUGAACGCUUGCGUUUCCGGCUCUAGCGGAAACACUAGGCAGAAGCGAAAGCUGAUGAUGAUAAAGAAGAAGAAGAUUAAAAUUUGUGUAAACAUUUAUAAAAACUUAUUUAUAAAUAUGUAUCUAAAAAGUAAAAACAAAAAAGGCAGCAGUCGUUGUCAUCAUAGCC
Drosophila virilis is the source of this 2998-nucleotide messenger RNA. Lineage: Eukaryota; Metazoa; Arthropoda; Insecta; Diptera; Drosophilidae. The record is from RefSeq and is a predicted model, not a curated record.